This is a messenger RNA of Pecten maximus, 1611 nucleotides long. RefSeq lists its product as uncharacterized. The transcript has 2 exons. Gene Ontology annotation, biological process: positive regulation of transcription initiation by RNA polymerase II. The record is from RefSeq and is a predicted model, not a curated record. Gene Ontology annotation, molecular function: transcription coactivator activity; DNA binding; zinc ion binding. Bases 138 to 1115 code for a protein of 325 amino acids. NCBI's taxonomy places the organism in Eukaryota, Metazoa, Mollusca, Bivalvia, Pectinida, Pectinidae.
AGUAUCGCUGUUUAUCCAUGUACUGGACACGUUGUAACAUGUCAGAUAAAGUCGUAUAAAACCUCACGACACUAGGGUUAGGCUUCUUGUUACUGAUUACUGCAUCAAUCUGGAUCAAAUGUAGGCGACUCCCAAAUAUGACUGACGUUAAUUUUUGUGUAGAAUACACCAAACCUGGAUCCACCGGCGAUAAAUGCAUUGUUUGUGGGUCUGCUAUAGUCACAAAAGGUUCAUUAAAGAUUGGAUGUUAUAGUGGAGAGAACCAGGAAGAAAAACAAUGGUACCACUCCAAGUGUUUCUGGCAGGAUCACAAAUACGUGGAUAUUUUAAAACAAGAAGAUCCGAACUUUCCUUCCUUUGAAGGAUAUAUGGAUUUGAAAUCAACUGAUAAGCAGAAAAUAGUAUCGUCAUUGAAGGAAUUUCAAAAGGAAAAUUCACCAAAAGACAGUGGAGAGACACGUGGGUUAAAACGCAGUACAACAUACAAAGGAAAAGCUGCAAGCUCGUCUUCAAGUUGUAGACUGACGCCCAAGUCAACAAUAGGGGAUGCGGACCGUCAGGAAGGACCAAGGGGUAAACAUAUGUUCCGCAUUCAUGAAGACUCCUUGAAAUACUUACAGAUCAAACAGUUCAAGAAAGGUGUAUUUGUUGUUUUAAACGAGUUUUAUUUAAACGAUUCGGAUAAUUCAUGGCUGCCCACCUCACCUGGUAUCCGUUUAUCUAUAGAGGAAUGGGAAGACCUUUAUAAGGGACGAAGCGUCAUCGACAAUGCUAUUACAACAGCAGAAAAAAUCACAGAUGAACCACCUCAGAAAAAACGGAGAGAAAUAGCUGGUAUUCAUGCGUCAUGUGUUGGUGAUUCGGUUGUUGUAGCGCUGUACUUAUCGGAAACAAGACCUGUCUGUGUGAGGACGUUGUUUGAAAAUGGCAUCAAAAAAGUUGAAGUCGGGAUCGGGUUUCAGGAAAGCAUCACUUUUGUAGACGGAAAGCCGUCAGCGCCUUACUACUUACCAGUUUCCCUGACACCUGAGGAAUGGGCAAACCUCGUGCAACUUCGACCGGAAGUAAAUGAGGACUUAAUGGAUAACUUCGAUAUAUAUUGUGUCGAUAUUUGAUGUCUGUUAAUGCGCCUAGGUACAGAACCAGGACUACGUAUUCACAUGCACGAUGUUUCCACAAUAUAUAUUUCAUACAUUUUGACAAAUUUUCAACGGAUUUGAUUGAAAUAAUUUCAUGCACUAGCAGACAAUUGUUAUUUCUUAUAUAACAUAUUUUUAACAUAAUUAUGCACCAUAAUAAAAACGUGACGUUGUAUUGUACUUUAGUCCUCCUUAAAAAUACCCUGGGUUUUAUCUAAAGAUAUUGUCAAAAUGUAUAAAACAUAUAGUAACAUUACAUGCGUGUGGAUAAUUGUUCCUGAUGCUGUAGAUAUAUCAAAUACAAAAUAACACACACUUUCGAUACGUCUAACUGGUUCCUCUCUAUCUGUAAGUCUUUAGGUAUUUAGAUAGACGAGAUACUAACUGAAAUCAUUGUCAACUACUGUCGGUAUGAAGUCACAUGUGUCCAUCUUUGAGACUAAAAUAAGUUUUCAUUAAAAUGUUCAGCACG